AUUUUUAGUUUCUGGGCCGAAUUUCAAGGAAAGGUGGUGUCUUCGCUCUAAGGAUAUCCCGAAAAAACAGCAGCCAUGGACGCGAUGGCAGCUGGUAAGAUGAUCCAGGGAGUGCAAACCGCCUUCCAGAUGCUGAGUAUACUCAAACUCACGGACAGCAUGUACCCCCCGCAAGCAGAUAUAAUAACUUUCCCGUGCUACGACGUCAUCGUGAUCGGCGGAGGGACGGCCGGCUGCGUGGUCGCGAGCAGACUCGCGGAAGAUCGAAAAACUCAGGUCCUUCUUAUCGAGGCAGGAGGGUUUCCUCCGUUCGAAUCCACCUUACCAGGCUUGUUGGUGUAUCAAAAAAAUUCAACAGCAGAUUGGAAAUACACGGCCACAGAUUUUAUAGCGGCAGAAUCCUGUCAAAAGAACACAACAGAGAUUUUAUCACUUGGCAAAGUGCUUGGCGGAACCAGCACUGUCAACUAUCUCAUUUACUCUGAAGGUGGGAAAAAAGACUACGACCAAUGGGGUGCAGCUGCCAACGACUCCAAUUGGAACGGGGAAUCAGUACUCCCCUACUUUAUCAAGAGUCAGCGGUUGGAGGACCCCACUAUUGAGGAAUCCGCAGAUGGAGAUUUCUAUGGAUAUGACGGCCCGAUAAUUCUCACCAAAGAUAGGACUCAAGAUGCUGAAAAUUAUUUAAAUGCAUUCGAACAAUCUGGGCAAAUUGUACGAGACGAUACAAAUUUUGAAAAUCCCGUAGGAUUCAGCCCAGCAAUGUUUAACAUAGGAAAUGGUGUCCGGCAAGGUACUGCCAACACCUAUAUUAGUCCAAUGAAAAACUACACGAAUUUCCAUGUUUUAAGAAAUGCAUUGGUAACUAAAAUAAUUUUUGACAAAUCAAAAAAAGCUGUUGCAGUGCAAGUAACUGUUGAUGGACAAAAGUUUACAGUUAAAGCUAAAUUAGAAAUAAUACUUUCAGCUGGCGCGAUAAACUCUCCGAAGGUUUUAAUGUUUUCUGGUAUAGGUCCAAAAGAAGAAUUGAAACGUCAGGGUAUUGAAGUUAUCUCAGAUCUUCCAGUUGGCAGGAAUUUGCAAUAUCAAUCAUCUACAAUAUUAGUAUUCCGUUUUACAAACACUCGAGGCAAGCCAGCGUCUAUGGAUCCAGGCCAAUACCCUGCUACAGUAAUCGCCGGCUAUGUUGCUUUAAAUAAGUCUUGCGACCGACCCGACUAUCUCGCUCUCAAUUACAUCAACUACGCAAGCUUUCUGUCACUUUAUAGUAAAUUAACUUAUCAGUUUCCUGAUGAGGUCACUAACGAUCUCUUCUCACCAUGCGGUAAAUACAGGAGUAGUGACCAAUACCAAAUCAUGUUUUCUGUCCUCUCCAAUUUGAAUAUGAAGACGAGGGGCGUGGUAUCAUUGAGUAGUACCAACUUCGACGAUCAGCCUACAAUUAACGUGUCAAAAUACUACCAGAGUUCUGACUUAGACAAUCAGGUUAAGUACAUUCAAGAUUUUUUCAAAAUCGUAGACACGCCCUUUUUUAAGGAGGCUGGAGGAGAAUUCCUGGCUCCAGUAUUGGAAGAAUGUGAUGGCCUAGAAAAAUAUAGUACGGAGUACUGGAAAUGCUAUGCUCAAUGUAUGGGGUCUAUAAGACCUUUGUUUGGAGGUACUACGUCUUUGGGCUCUGUAGUCGACAGUAGACUACGUGUGAAAGGAGUGAAGGGGCUCAGAGUGGUCGAUGCUGGUAUAAUGACGGUACUGCCGAGGGCUGUCCUUCUGGGGCCUACAGUAAUGAUAGGCGAAAAAGCUGCUGAUAUGAUCAAAGAAGAUAAUCAUUUGUGAGAUAUUAUUUCUGAUGUCAUUAAUAUAGUUUCCGUGUGUUUUAAAAGCUUGUGUAAUUUCUAAUAUAGUGAACAAUACGAUGGCAUCAUAAAGAGUUUAUGAUAUCGUAUGUUUACACGAAUGUGAGACACUGAAAUAAAACUAUUUUACGGAUUUUA
Molecule: messenger RNA, 1991 nt
Organism: Manduca sexta (tobacco hornworm)
Lineage: Eukaryota; Metazoa; Arthropoda; Insecta; Lepidoptera; Sphingidae
Product: glucose dehydrogenase [FAD, quinone]
Exons: 4
Coding region: 76-1833 (585 amino acids)
Molecular function (GO): ecdysone oxidase activity; flavin adenine dinucleotide binding
Source: RefSeq, a predicted model, not a curated record